Cimex lectularius (bed bug) is the source of this 1149-nucleotide messenger RNA. RefSeq names its product microtubule-associated protein 9-like. The record is from RefSeq and is a predicted model, not a curated record. The coding region runs from base 417 to 1034 and encodes 205 amino acids. NCBI's taxonomy places the organism in Eukaryota, Metazoa, Arthropoda, Insecta, Hemiptera, Cimicidae. The transcript has 5 exons.
AGUUUGAGUAUUUUAGCAAACACGACAAACAUAUAUACAACAACAACAUAGCAUACUUUUACAUUUUGAUAUUUUCCUUGUUAAGGUAAAACUUUUUUGUAUUUAUAUUACAAAACCGAACGAUUUCUGUUAGAAUUUUUUUUUAAAAAGCUUCUUAUAUUAGAAAUGGAACUGGUAAAUAUAGUACUAGUAAACUAGUAAAAUAGCUUAAAUAAGCGACGCGCAAAUUCAGAUUAUUGAUUUUUUCUUUUAUUAUUUUCACGAAUACAUUAUUAAUAUUACAUUUUUAAAACUAUCAUCUAGAUAUUUGUUGAAAUUUUAAAUGUAAUGUUUGUAAAACAUAAUAUUUAUCAUAUGUUUGGGUAAAAACGUUUAAGUUGGAAAUUCUACUAAAUUUUAAAUGAAAUAAUUUUGAGAUGUUGCGAAGGAGCAGAACAAUAAAAGGAGACACUUUUCAAGAGUGGAAAGCCAGAAAAGAUAUGGAAGCACGGCAGUCCAGGUUGGAUGCCCUCAACGAUCAAAGAGAGCGGAUGAGAAAGAACGAGCUGUUAGAUAAAGAGAAAUUAAAAAAGAACGAGUCACUGGAAAGAGAAAGAAUUAAGAAAAAUGAAGCUAUUAAAACGUGGCUCAGGGCAAAGCAGGACUCUGCAAAGGUUUCGAAAUUUUCUCUUCCUAAUGAACCGGCGAAACAAAUUUUAUCCGAAGAGCUGAACAGGUGCAAGGGGAAAGUGGAAUUGUCGAAAGAGGAGCAAAGGGUGGCGGACAUCACCGAGUUCUACGCCUGUAAAAAAGACACGACUCUGACGUUCAGCCAAUGGCUGGAAAAAAAAGAAGAAGACCGAUUAGCGAAAAUUCGAGAAAAAGAAGCUAAAAAACUGGCGAGAGAGGCUGAAGAGCGUGAGAAACAGGAACAAUCAAAGAAAGCUGUCAAUGAAUGGAUGGUAAGGACGAAAUACAGAACUCUUACCAGGCACUACCCAAAACUAGACGCACAAGAAAUAAACAACAGAAUAUGGCAAGAUUUAAAAAUAUGAACUGUGACACAGUUCUGGUUUUCGUUUCCUAAGACUGCUGUCGCUGAAAAUGUUGUUCAGUGCAAGGAAUGUCAAAUAUUAAUUAAAAAAUAUACAAAUCAAACCUCCGAAAAAA